Molecule: messenger RNA, 2729 nt
Organism: Xyrauchen texanus (razorback sucker)
Lineage: Eukaryota; Metazoa; Chordata; Actinopteri; Cypriniformes; Catostomidae
Product: sodium/bile acid cotransporter 4-like
Exons: 3
Coding region: 52-1359 (435 amino acids)
Biological process (GO): bile acid and bile salt transport
Cellular component (GO): membrane
Molecular function (GO): bile acid:sodium symporter activity
Source: RefSeq, a predicted model, not a curated record
CCAGCGGAGACUGAAGGAUCAUUUGGAGAGCUCCAGUCCCCCGGAGAUGCGAUGGAGACCUCCAGUGUGCCGAGCACCGAUGCGUCCACAGUCGCGCUCAGCCGACUUCAUAACUUCACGGAUGAUGUCGUCAAUUUCUCCGAGGAUCGUGGCGGCGUCUAUGAGAGCCCUUCUAUGGCUCGGUUGCGCGCCACUGAAGUGCCGUUGUCUGUGGUGGUCAGCACCCUCAGGACUGCCUUGACUCCAGCGGGGCUAUUGGCCGGUCCAUUCUCCCCAUCCGAAGAGCCCACUCACUUGAUCAUCGCGUUCUGGGAUUCGCCCUUGAGUCACGGAAUUAACGUGUUUGUUGGAUUUGUCCUGUGCUUCACUAUGCUUGGGCUUGGCUGCACAGUGGAGAUCAGUCAGAUUGGCGAGCACAUUCGCAAACCCAUAGGAGUUCUGCUGGCGCUGGUGUGCCAGUUUGUUAUCAUGCCCCUGAUUGCCUUCCUCCUGGCUCUGGCCUUCUCCCUAAACGAUGUGGCCGCUAUGGCUGUACUGCUGUGUGGCUGCUGCCCUGGGGGCAACCUGUCCAACAUCAUGUCACUGUUGGUCAAUGGAGACAUGAACCUCAGUAUCAUCAUGACCAUCUCAUCCACUCUCCUAGCACUCGUGCUCAUGCCGCUGUGUCUGUGGAUGUACAGUCGUGCGUGGAUCAACACGCCCGUGGUAAACCUGCUCCCCUUCGGUGCGAUCAUUCUCACCCUCUGCAGCACGCUUAUUCCUAUCGGACUCGGGGUCUGGCUUAGACACAGAUACACUCGAGUAGCUGACAUCAUCCUUAAGGUGUCUUUGUGGUCUCUCCUGGUCACUCUGUUGAUGCUUUUUAUCAUGACUGGAACUAUGCUGGGACCAGAGCUACUGGCCACCAUCCCUGCCUCAGUCUACCUGGUGGCAGUGUUCAUGCCCAUGGCUGGCUAUGCAUCAGGAUAUGGCCUGGCAAUGCUUUUCGAUCUCCCCCCCAACAGCCGAAGGACAGUGUCUUUAGAGACUGGAUGCCAGAACGUGCAGCUCUGCACUGCCAUCCUGAAGCUGGCAUUCCCGCCACAGCUGAUGGGAGGCAUGUAUAUGUUUCCUCUGCUCUACGCGCUCUUCCAGGCAGCCGAGGCUGGCAUCUUCGUUCUGGCUUACCGCAUGUAUAGGAAGGAGGUAUUACAUAAACAGGACCUAAUGGAGGAUGAUGAUGAUACAAACAUAAGCUACAGAAGAAUGAAGGAAGAAGAUGUGCCGUUUGAUUCAACGUAUGGUGCAGUAACAGUGAGCGACCCCAAUGUCAUCAUGCUAGAGUCACAGGAUGUUGUUGGAAGCCCCACGCCUGUAUAAGGGGCUAAAACAACUGACUUGCUACUCACUAUGUACAAUGGACCUGCGUGAUAUGUAUAUACAUUAAGAAUUCUUCAUGUCAUCACUCACAGUUGAAUUUCUAACUACUCACUCACAGCAUUCUAAUGAAUAUGUGCCAAAAAAUAAUGCAAGAUUGUCAAAAUGGAAACUAAUGUUGUGCCAUCACACAGCAAUAUAAAAGUUAAAUAUCCAAGUCAGAUAUUACCAAGAUGGUAAACUUGAUGUUCAUGCAGAUUAGAAAUAUGCGGCUAGUAGGCCUACCAUUCAAUGACAUUUUCUUUCAUCAGCAUAAAUUAUAAUGCCAAAUUUAAAUGCAAAUGCUGGGAAAGAUUUCUCAAAUAAUUAUAAACAGAAUGGUAAUAGGUUUAGACACAAAAUACCUUAGUGACGUGCUCUUUUUUAAAAUGCAGGUAAAAAAAUAUUGUAGAAAGGUGUCCAUCAUAAUUUUAUUUUUACACCUAUAUUAUAUUACUGAAAACAAAAAUCAGUUCAUUUUAGCUCCCCUUGUUGCAUUAUAAGCCGUUUGCCAAUUUUUUUUGAAAAACACUUAUUUUAAAGGCAUUUAUGUUUAAAUCCCUGAUAAAUGGGCUAGUGAUUCUUGUCACAGAUCAAAGGUCUGAAGUACAAGUAAUGUAACUAAAAAAGCAUUUUUAUGUAUUCACAAAAAAUAAAAAUACAAAAUAGUCCAAUAUACAAUAGUGUCAUAUUUACAUAUAAUGCAAAAAGGGAUGCUGGAGUCAACUGAUUUUAGUGAUAGUAAAACAAUUAUAAAAUACAAUUAUGAUGCUGCCACUUUUAUUGAUCCAUGGAAUUUAAUAUUUUUGUUUUCACCAUAAUUUAUGUUUAUCUUUUACCAGUAAAAAAAAAAUUAUCUAAAAAGAAAUUGAGCCAGGUACCUCUGGUUGAGCUGACACAGAAUGACCCUUCAUUAAUUUCGUCAUUCGUUCAUUAAAAAAAAAAUGUAACGGGGAAAGACACUUCGAAAGUGUCACAGAGGUCUGCAAAUCAUAAGCCAUUAAUAUAGAUUGAUGCUGCUGUCUGUAAAUGAAUCCUGCUAUUCCCUCAGUAAAAGGAUUACACUGGCUUAUUUGAUUGUGUUAAUGUGCACCCAGAGGAAGCUAGGGCUAAUUCACAUUCCAUAUGGAUUUCAUCUUAUAUUGCACUCUUAUCCCACUGUCUGUCUCUUUUUUGGUUCCAAAACUGGGAAAAUUAUGGAGUUUAACAUUGCUUUGAAAACAUGAUGUGGCAAAUACCAAAGACUACAAGAGCAUGUGAGAGCCUAUGGCAAUUCAAUAGAUAUAUUGAUUCUACAAAAAUAUUAUCAUUUGUAAAUUUCCCUCUGAUAAUAA